AUGGAGGCACAAUUACUCCUCCUCCUUCUCCCCUUCCUCUUCCACCUCUCCUCAGCAGCUCAGCUCUACAACAUUGCAGACUAUGGCGCUAAGCCAGACGGCUCUCAUGACUCUGCUUCUCAGCUCGCCAUUGCAUGGACUAAGGCUUGCUCCUCCAUCGUCCCUGCAACGCUGCUUAUUCCUCCUGGCAAGUUCUUAGUAAGCCAAGCCUUGCUGCAAGGUCCUUGCAGAAACAAUAAAAUCUUAAUUGUCAUAAAGGGAAUUAUCAUGGCUCCUUCCUCUUACACCUCCAACGAGCAAUGGAUAAUCUUCAAGAGAGUGAACGGCCUCACCAUCUCUGGAGGACUAUUAGACGGCCAAGGCCAAGCUCUCUGGUCUUGCAAGAACAGCAACAGCAAAUGCCCAGAAGGAGCCACAUCUCUCUCCAUCGCUUACUCUAACAACGUAUGGAUUGACAGAGUUAGCUCAGUGAACAGCGAGCAGUUUCACAUUACUAUAUAUAGAAGCAGCCAUGUGAAGGUAACGCGAGCUGUUAUUACAGCACCAUUUGAUAGUCCUAAUACUGACGGAAUACACAUUGAGGAGUCGAGCGAUGUGGAGGUGAAAGAGUGCAGAAUUGGCACAGGCGAUGACUGUAUAUCAAUGGGGCCUGGAGACAGUAAUGUAUGGAUAGAGAAUGUAAGGUGCGGGCCCGGCCAUGGCAUCAGCAUUGGGAGCUUGGGUUCUUCAAGCAACCAGGAUGGUGUGAAGAAUGUUCGGAUCCCAAUAUGCUUGAGUUGGGUUUUGAUAGACUGCUUCUGGCUGGAUCUCAUUCACGGAAAUUUUUUUGCUGCUCUCGAAGUAUCAGGUCCCUGGAUGGCUUCUUUGGCAACCUUGUGCUAUUUUAUUUGGCUGAUUUUCGAUGCAGGAUGA
This is a messenger RNA of Dendrobium catenatum, 912 nucleotides long. RefSeq names its product polygalacturonase-like. Lineage: Eukaryota; Viridiplantae; Streptophyta; Magnoliopsida; Asparagales; Orchidaceae. Bases 1 to 912 code for a protein of 303 amino acids. Gene Ontology annotation, molecular function: polygalacturonase activity. The transcript has a single exon. Gene Ontology annotation, biological process: carbohydrate metabolic process. The record is from RefSeq and is a predicted model, not a curated record.